Messenger RNA from Danio aesculapii, 1302 nucleotides. It is a transcript of the gene ppm1na, whose product is annotated as protein phosphatase, Mg2+/Mn2+ dependent, 1Na (putative). Gene Ontology annotation, molecular function: protein serine/threonine phosphatase activity; magnesium ion binding; manganese ion binding. The record is from RefSeq and is a predicted model, not a curated record. The transcript is spliced from 6 exons. Gene Ontology annotation, cellular component: nucleus; cytosol. Lineage: Eukaryota; Metazoa; Chordata; Actinopteri; Cypriniformes; Danionidae. The coding region runs from base 1 to 1302 and encodes 433 amino acids. Gene Ontology annotation, biological process: protein dephosphorylation; positive regulation of canonical Wnt signaling pathway; positive regulation of canonical NF-kappaB signal transduction.
AUGAGAACCGCCAGGCGAGCCAGCACCAUGGAGGUGCCCUCAUUCCUGCGGCAGCUGGUGAGGGAAACCGAAAAGAUGGUGACCUUCUUCUUCAAGGGUGGAAGAAGGGAUUCGGGAUCUGAUGAUGACUACUAUGAAAAUGAUCCGGACGGUUGCAGUCCGUACUUAGAAAGGCCCAUUCUGGCGAAAGAUUCAGCAGAAGGGGAGUCAAAAUGGGGCAUUACCUACGCCAUGGCCAGUAUGCAAGGCUGGCGAGCACAGAUGGAGGAUUCCCACACUUGCAUGCCAGAGAUGAGCGAUGCUCUUCCAGACUGGAGCUAUUUUGCUGUGUAUGAUGGACAUGCGGGGAGAACAGUGGCUCAGUAUUCCUCCAGACACCUGCUGGAUUUUAUUCUUGACACAGGUUGUGUGACGGUGGAGGAGGAUGUAGAACAGGUCAAAGAUGGCAUCAGAGAUGGCUUCCUUGCCAUCGACCGCCACAUGCACACCCUGUCCCGCAACGAAAGCUGGGACCACAGUGGAUCCACAGCCGCCUCUGUCAUGAUCUCCCCACGAAACUUCUACUUCAUCAACUGUGGAGACUCGCGGACCUUCCUCUGCCGCAACGGCCAUGUGGUGUUCUAUACAGAGGACCACAAACCCUUCAACCCACGUGAGAAGGAGCGCAUUCAGAACGCUGGUGGCUCUGUCACCCUGCAGCGCAUCAAUGGGUCGCUCGCCGUGUCCAGAGCGCUUGGUGAUUUCGACUUUAAGGAGGUGGAAUGGAGGGCUCAGACCGAGCAGCUGGUGUCUCCUGAGCCUGAGGUGUACGAACUGGAGCGGACCCCAGAAGACGAGUUUCUGGUGGUGGCGUGUGAUGGUGUUUGGGAUGCCAUUGGGAAUGAGGAUCUAUGCGCUUUUGUGCGCAACCGUCUGCAUGUCUGCGAUGAUCUGAGGGAGAUCUGCUCACAGGUCAUUGACCUCUGCCUCUACAAGGGGAGUUUAGACAACAUCACCAUUAUCAUCAUCUGUUUCGAUGGGGCUCCCAAGGUCACGCAAGAGGCACUGCAGCAGGAGGCCGAGCUCGAGCAGCUCAUCGAGCAGAAAGUAGCAGAGAUUAUUCACGUGAUCAGAUCUAAAGACGAGGAGCCUGAUCUGCUGUAUGUGAUGAAAUUUCUGGCAUCUGAACACAUUCCGGGCCUUCCACCAGGUGGAGGAGUCUCAUGCAAGAGAGAUUGCAUAAUUGCCGCAUAUCAGAAAUACGCAGCAGCCUUUAGACCUCUUGAGCCGAUGGACACCGGCGGCUCUGAUGACUCCACCUAG